This is a messenger RNA of Gigantopelta aegis, 757 nucleotides long. RefSeq lists its product as uncharacterized. The record is from RefSeq and is a predicted model, not a curated record. Bases 156 to 674 code for a protein of 172 amino acids. Lineage: Eukaryota; Metazoa; Mollusca; Gastropoda; Neomphalida; Peltospiridae. The transcript has 4 exons.
CCGGGGUCAGUCUGUUUAAUUGAAACUUCUAAUAACGUCACACGGAGCUCGCUGAUUGGUGGAAUUGCUAAUAAAAAGGCACGGAGGCUUGCUAGUUGGUCAUUUGAGUGAUACGAGUCACUUGGGAAGAAUCUCCCGAACAAGAAUCGUCCAGAAUGAAGACCAGUUAUUUUGUCUUGGUACUUCUACUGACCUUGACUUUAUCGUCUGAAUACGUGGAUGGCCAGUUGCUGUGUCAUAUAACGGGAUCGUGCAAUGGAAAGAGGGCAGAGGGCGCCGUGAUCCAAAAGGCAGAUCCAAGACCGGAUUUCAGUUCACAACGUCUGGAUCUGAACGGAGAUGGUGUUGUUACUCAGUAUGAGUUGUUAAACACAUUUAAAAAAAUGGAUGAUUCGAGACGCCACGACGGAGCUAAAAAUGAAGCCAAGCCCAUAGACAAUGCAAAUGCAGCUGAACAUGACGACGACACGACAUACUCCGAUGUCUUUAGCCUAUGGAAUUUGUUUGAAAAAAUACAAGAAACUAGACCCACAGACAAUAAAGAUACAGCUGAACAUAAUGACGUCACGACAUACCCCGAGGUCGGUGACCUGUGGGACAUGUUUGAAGAACUACAAGAAGCCAGUCUCACAGACAAUAAAGAUACAGCUGAACAUUAUGACGUCACGCCAUGACCUGGGUCGUACCUGUAAUAACAAAACAUAACCAACACGUCAGGGUGUAGUGGUCUUGGAUAAUUAAAAUGUUUUAAAAAGUA